AUGCAGUACCGCCUGUCCGUCAACCUCGUCGACCAAGAAAACCGCCCCGUCAUUCUCAACUGCGUUGUCCACGACACAGCCUCCUCCUACCUUGAGAUCUACAUGGACGAAGCGAUUGAGCUGGGUCUGGAUAGCGAAUAUCACUACCUCGGCCCAAUGAUCCGACUCGAAACAUCCAAUGGUGCUGUCUUUCGCCUGACCUUCCAAGUCGAGGUGCAGCUAAUGGCCGACGGACAUGAGGUCGCCGAGAAGGUGACGGCGAUGGCUUGUCUGGUGAAUGACAUUAGUCUGGGCCAAUCGCAUGCUUCUGGUCCGUUCAUCCAGAAGACAUUGUUCACUGCUACCCACCCCAAGGGUGAUCUUUUGAUUGGUGCGAACAAGACUGCCAUUGCCAAUUUGUAUCGGGGUCGGUGA
Molecule: messenger RNA, 414 nt
Organism: Penicillium argentinense
Lineage: Eukaryota; Fungi; Ascomycota; Eurotiomycetes; Eurotiales; Aspergillaceae
Exons: 1
Coding region: 1-414 (137 amino acids)
Source: RefSeq, a predicted model, not a curated record